CCUCAGCCAGCCUCGUGCACUAGUCUAUUCCUGCACACCGCCUCUUGCAAGCCACCUGUCACUAGCCCCUUCACCCCCCGUCAUGCCUCUUCUCAGCUACAUCGCCGGCUUCUCUGCCCUCGGGUUCGGCGUCCGCUGCUAUCAGCUCGCCAUCCUCAAGCGCAACAUCUUCGACAACCUCGGCGGCCACGCCCUCUCGACGGCUGCGUUUGCCGGCAUCGGCUACUACGCCUACAACGCAGAGCAGUACCAGCGCGAGCUCAUCGCCGACAAGAAGGAGCAGCUCCUCCGCAUGCGGGAAAAGGACGAGACGCUCCUCUCGAGCGCGUCGGGCCGCGUCUCGGCCUCGUCGCACCACUGAGCGCCAUCGACGAGCGGCGACGAGCGCGGGCAGGGGCCGAGUGGGCGCGUGUAGAAGAGUGCAUCGGGAUUCUCUGUGCUUCC
Rhodotorula graminis WP1 is the source of this 444-nucleotide messenger RNA. RefSeq lists its product as uncharacterized. NCBI's taxonomy places the organism in Eukaryota, Fungi, Basidiomycota, Microbotryomycetes, Sporidiobolales, Sporidiobolaceae. The transcript is spliced from 5 exons. The record is from RefSeq and is a predicted model, not a curated record. Bases 83 to 361 code for a protein of 92 amino acids.